AACAGUUUUAAUAUGGCGGUGCUACACUAGAUAGGGAGGCUAUUCAUUUUCAUUCAGCAUCUGUAGUGCCUGUGACAUGUCUCGGUUUUCAUUGCUACAUGUGCAUGGGUUAGAUACUGAAUAAAGGCCAGAGCACUAUUUUAAAGUCUGUGUAGACCAUUCUUUGAUAAGUGUUUCUCAACAAGUUGCUGUCCAAGGAUUUCCAGUCCUAUCUGCAGGGAUUUGUCAAAGUAUUAUUGAGUCCUUAACUUCAGCAGAUUCAGGUGAAAAACAACUGAGAAUAUAAUGUCAUCAGAAGACAUGCAAAACAAUCCUAGUUCAUUUGAUGAACGAUCUUCCUCUAAUCAAAGGGUGGCAGCAGCUGAAUCCAUAAAUGUGUCAGUUGAAAGUAGUGACAAUGUGUCAAUCGAAUGUAGUGACAGUGUGGCAAUCGAAUGUACUGACAGUGUGUUAGUUGAAUGUACUGACAAGAUGCCAAUCGAAUGUAGUGAACCACCCCAGGAGAUGGCACAGCCUCUGAUAGGAUUGAUUAUUGAAGAAGUUCCACAGAAUUCUGAGUCUGUAAACUUAGAGGAAAAUUCAGCUCAAGCAAGCAGAGCCUCAAACCCAUUCGUACAGGCAUUCCACCUUAGCCAAUCAAUCCGUGAUGACAGCAUGUCUGAAAGAUUUGACACAUUUUCAUGCUGUCCUUCUCCACAACAUAGAGCAGAUAUGGCGAUGGCAAUGCCAACCUGUCGAACGAAUAUGACAAGUUUGAUUGAUGAAGAAGUGGUAGAGGAAGUACUGGCAUGUGGAUUCCAGUGGAACGAUGUAGAAGUGGCUGUUGCCAGACUGCUGUCCUGUAGAUGUGCAGAUGAAAUAGCUGUCAUAGAGAUUCUGAAAUACCUUUUCCAGAAUGAAAAAGAAACUGAGAUUCAGCAUGUUCCAAAGAUGGAGCCCUGUAUGGUGUGUCAUCUUGAGGACCCAAACAUUCUGUUCCUACCUUGUUGUCAUAUCUGUUGUUGCCAGAGCUGUGGGGAGAGUUGUUACUUGUGCUCAUAUUGUCACUGCCACAUCAAAGCCAAGAAGAAAAUAUACAUUCCAUAGCGUAUAGAAACAGCACCAGGAAAGAAACCAUGACUUUACAUUUGGUUUCAAUUUGAUAAUGUUGCAUAGAUUACAUUUUAUGAGAGGCAUGCCCACAAUUUGAACUGAAUAUUGUGAGUUGCAUCUCUUAAUUUUACCUUUAUACCAAGGGCAGCGUGCUGGUGCAGAGCUCUAAGAAUCAGUAUGUAGGAAAAAAACGAGCUUUAAACACUUUAUUCCGCCCAUCGUCCUUUAUUUAUUUUUUCCAGAUAGGGACCAUUCUCAUUGUUACAGCAGGCCAAAGACAGCUAUUGUGAUGCAAUAUUUAUUUU
This is a messenger RNA of Magallana angulata, 1397 nucleotides long. Its product is annotated as E3 ubiquitin-protein ligase MIB1-like. The record is from RefSeq and is a predicted model, not a curated record. The transcript is spliced from 6 exons. Bases 286 to 1086 code for a protein of 266 amino acids. Lineage: Eukaryota; Metazoa; Mollusca; Bivalvia; Ostreida; Ostreidae.